Messenger RNA from Limanda limanda (common dab), 2465 nucleotides. It is a transcript of the gene fbxl5, whose product is annotated as F-box and leucine-rich repeat protein 5. The coding region runs from base 56 to 2152 and encodes 698 amino acids. The record is from RefSeq and is a predicted model, not a curated record. The transcript has 11 exons. Gene Ontology annotation, cellular component: SCF ubiquitin ligase complex. NCBI's taxonomy places the organism in Eukaryota, Metazoa, Chordata, Actinopteri, Pleuronectiformes, Pleuronectidae. Gene Ontology annotation, molecular function: protein binding. Gene Ontology annotation, biological process: SCF-dependent proteasomal ubiquitin-dependent protein catabolic process; intracellular iron ion homeostasis.
UUGUUGACUGUGUCGCGUCCUGUGUGUGGAUGACGCACUGAGGCUCAGCGCGAAGAUGGCUCCCUUCCCGGACGAGGUGGAUGUUUUCACUGGCCCCCACUGGCGAAUGAAGCAGCUGGUGGGCUCAUACUGCGAAAAGCUGUCAAAGACCAACUUUUCCAACAACAAUGAUUUCCGCUCAUUUCUCCAGUCCCUCUGCGCCACCUUCAAGGAGUUCAAGAUGCAUGAACAAAUCGAGAAUGAGUACAUUAUCAGCCUGUUGCAACAACGCUGCUGCACUGUGUACAAUGUGCACUCUGACAACAAACUCUCAGAGAUGUUGACCCUCUUUGAAAAGGGACUACACAGUGUUAAGAGUGAAUAUGAGCAGCUUAACUAUGUCCAGCAGCUGAAGGAGAGACUAGAAGCUUUCACACAGGACUUUCUGCCCCACAUGAAGGAAGAAGAAGAGGUGUUUCAGCCUAUGCUUAUGGAGCACUUUACCUACGAGGAGCUCAAGGACAUCAAGAAGCAGGUUAUAGCACAACACUGCAGCCAACAUCAAUGGGACUGUGCCGCUGAGGUACUGAAGGGCUUCACUUUGUGGAGCCAGGCGGAGGAGCUGCAAAAGGCCUUUAAAUAUGCGGAUCAUGAGAAGACAGAUUACGAACUGGAUAAGAAAAAGGAUUCUUCAACCCACAUAUCCCAGCUCCCUACAGAAAUUAUGCUGAGGCUGUUCUAUUAUCUGGGUCCUCAAGAUCUGUGUCGCUGUAGUCAAGUGUGCAGCUCCUGGUCAGAGCUUGCUAAGACCGGCUCUCUGUGGAGGCACCUCUAUCCUGUGCGCUGGGCCAGAGGUGAUAAUUACUGUGGUCCACCAGGGGAUCUGUACCAGGAGCCAGAUGACGAGUGGGUGAAGAGUCUGCAGAAUGAGGGUCGGGCCUAUCAGGAAUGGGAUGAGGAUGCUGAUGUUGAUGAGUCUGAUGUGUCGGACCACUCAGGAGGCUCUCUGGCAAUUGACAAUGCUCUGCGGGAGAAGAAGCUUCUGAAUGGGAUUAUCCAGAAUCUACUGCCAGCUGUGGGCCCAUCUGUCAAGUCUAUUGUUCUGGCAUACAGUUCUACAGUCUCGAGUAAAAUGGUCCGUCAAAUCCUCAGUCUUUGCCCAAAUAUUAUUCAUCUGGAUCUGACUCAGACUGAUGUUACAGAUUUUGCAUUUGACAGCUGGUCAUCUGUUGGAGCUUGUCUCUCUCUGGAGCACCUGGAUUUGUCUGGAUGUGAGAAGAUCACAGAUCACACCCUGAAGAAAUUGUCUUUUGGGCUUGGUGACCUCACGUCUUCAACCUGCUUUGACAAGCGUGUAGACCGACGAGCUAAGCUCCUGAAAAGCUCCACAGUACCCAUCACACUCAUGGACGAGAGAGACCUUCAUCCAGUGGGACGGAAGCGACAGGCCAUCAUUUUCAAGCAAGGGACUGGUCGUUGGGGGACUGCCCGCAGGCCCGCACAAGUUUGGGUGCUGGAAUCCUCAGACCUUGCUGACAUCGAAGACGCUGCAGAAUGGAGCGGUCGUGGUGGAAUGUCUCUUCCUGAUGCAGAAAACUUCGUUGAGACGCAGCUUUUGGGAACCUCGUGUUCCUGCAGGAAGAGCAGGGGGCGCGGGCACAGGACAAAUGCCUCCUAUUUACAUCAGCAAUAUUCCAUGACUGGGGAAAUGUUCUGUGGUCACUCCACCUGCUGCACUAGCGACAUGGCCCUCAGGACUUUUAUUGGGCCCCAGUGCGAGUCAGGGACCACCAGAAACAUCACUGCAGAAUUUCGGACUAAGUGCUCCUCAUUUGAGGGCCUGCAGUGUCUGGAGCCUGAAAACAGGACUGACCAAUCAGAGACUAAACGCUCACUGAGAUUCCUCAGUCUCUCUGGAUGUUACCAAGUCACAGAUUUGGGCUUGAGGGCUCUGUCUCAGCGGGGAGGGCUUCCUGUUCUGGAGCAUCUCAACUUGUCCGGCUGCCUCUUCAUCACUGAGGUGGGGCUGCAGGAGCUGGUGUCCGCCUGUCCUUCCCUCAAUGAUGAACACUUCUAUUACUGCGACAACAUUAACGGUCCCCACGCAGAUACGGCCAGCGGCUGCCAGAACCUCCAGUGCGGCUUCAGAGCCUGCUGUCGCUCUGGAGAGUGAUCCUGCCUGGCUAUGCUCUCCUCAAAUGUCUACGUCUCCUUUUUAUUGCACUUUAUCCUGGGAAAACCAUUUGCUGUAUUUUGUGUCACUUAAAAAAUGUUUUGGAUGAAACUGUAAUUUUGCUCCUGUUUUUUUCCAUUUCCAUCUAUAUUAAAUGGAAACAAUCUUUUGGAAAAGGAAACUUAUGAUAAAGGAAUUUAGGCAUCUGCAAAUGUACAUCCUGUUUCCUUUUUUGGUUUUGAAAAGUAAAAAGUAUAGAAACAAACACCAAGUACCAAGUGUUUGCUGUAUUUAAAGUAUUUCCACAAAAUGA